AUGACUCGGUGGAAGGUGUUCGUCGUCCUAACCCUUUUCGUCGUAUCGACGAGUAGCAAAAGGUCCAGAUUGUCGGACCUUCUGGCCGCCGCUUCCGGUUACGGUGGAGGAGGAGGAAUGAGCGGAGGCUACGGAGGGGGAGGAAUGAGCGGAGGCUACGGCGGGGGAGGAAUGAGCGCAGGCUACGGCGGAGGAGGAAUGAGCGGAGGAUACGGAGGGGGAGGAAUGAGCGGAGGAUACGGAGGGGGAGGAAUGAGUGGAGGAUACGGAGGGGGAGGAAUGAGCGGAGGAUACGGAGGGGGAGGAAUGAGCGGAGGCUACGGCGGGGGAGGAAUGAGCGGAGGCUACGGCGGUGGAGGCGGAAGUGGUGGCGGCGGCUACGGAGGAAGCGGUGGAGGAGGAGGAGGAGGUUACGGAGGGGGAGGGGGAGGAGGAAAAGGAGGAGGAGGAGGCGGUGGAGGAACGGCUAUUCUCUUAGCCGUUCCGGUAACUCUAGCCCUGGCCCAAACUGGAGGGGGAGGCGGAGGAGGCGGUGGAGGAUACGGGGGAGGAGGAGGAGGAGGUAAAGGAGGCGGCGGCGGAGGAUACGGAGGCGGAAGCGGAGGUGGCGGAGGGAAGAGUGCGGGCGGAGGAGGCUACGGCGGCGGAGGCGGCGGAGGAGGCUACGGCGGUGGAGGAGGAGGAGGUGGAAAAAGUAGCGGCGGAGGUGGCGGAUACGGAGGUGGAGGAGGUGGAAAAAGUAGCGGCGGAGGCGGCGGAUACGGAGGAGGAGGUGGUGGUAGCGGCGGCGGCGCUUUGGGCGGAAUCACUCUUAUCGGCAUCCGUCUGACCACCGCGGGAGGAGGAGGAGGCGGAGGAGGAGGAAAAGGUGGAGGCGGCGGCGGCGGCGGAUACGGUGGAGGAGGCGGAGGUGGCAGUAGCGGAGGAGGAGGUUACGGCGGCGGAGGAAGCGGGGGAGGAGGAGGAUACGGAGGAAGCGGAGGAGGCGGAGGAUAUUAACCGCCAAAGGAUAAACCAUCGGAUAUUCCAGCCAUCGACUCCAUAAUACGUAUUUGUUGGUUAUUACGGCGAAGACCGAAGCUCAGGAACAUCGUACAACGAAUCACCGCGGCCGACAAUCUACAGUAUACGGAUUUUACAUCGUUACGCAUUCACAUCCGGGUCAUCGGCGAUUAAAACACAACCGACGACGGUCGGUUUACGUUUGGAAUGGAAAAAUCUAAAGGAAUAUUUUGUGACGAAAUUCGGUUUGCGCCAGGGACGUUUCGGGGCAUUCAUUUUAUAAAUAGGUUAUAAAACGCUGUAAUUUCCUUAUUAUGUUCGAUAUUAAAGCUUAUU
Centruroides sculpturatus (bark scorpion) is the source of this 1338-nucleotide messenger RNA. Its product is annotated as glycine-rich cell wall structural protein 1.8-like. The record is from RefSeq and is a predicted model, not a curated record. The transcript is spliced from 3 exons. Bases 1 to 999 code for a protein of 332 amino acids. NCBI's taxonomy places the organism in Eukaryota, Metazoa, Arthropoda, Arachnida, Scorpiones, Buthidae.